AUGGGACACAGCAACAAUAUCACAGAAUUUGUCCUCCUGGGACUCACUCAGGAUUCUGCUGGGCAAAAAGCAUUGUUUGUUUUGUUCUUACUCAUGUACAUUGUGACAGUGGUGGGCAACCUGCUCAUUUUUGUGACAAUUCUUGCUAGUCCCUCAUUGGGCUCCCCAAUGUAUUUCUUUCUUGCAUGUCUUUCACUACUGGAUACUUUUUAUUGCAAUACCAUCUCACCAAGUUUAAUUAUAGACUUACUUUGUGAUAAGAAGACUAUCUCCUUCUCAGAUUGCAUGGUCCAGCUCUUUUUUGAUCACUUAUUUGGUGGCACUGAGGUCUUCCUUCUAGUGGUGAUGUCCUAUGAUCGCUAUGUGGCCAUCUGCAAGCCCUUGCACUACGUGACCAUCAUGAACAGACGGGUUUGCAUUCUGCUGUUGGUGCUUUCCUGGGCUGGAGGUUUCACACACUCUUUUCUUCAAGUUCUUUCUGUGUACAACCUUCCUUUCUGUGGCCCCAAUGUCAUUGACCACUUCAUGUGUGACAUGUACCCAUUAUUGGGACUUGCGUGCACUGACACCUACUUCCUUGGCAUCUCUGUCAUUGCCAAUGGUGGAGUCAUGGCUGUAGGAAUCUUUCUCAUUCUCUUAGUUUCCUAUGGAAUCAUUCUAAACUCUCUUAAGACUCAGAGUCAGGAAGGGAGGCGCAAAGCACUAUCCACGUGUAGCUCCCAUAUCACAGUGGUUGUCUGCUUUUUUGUUCCCUGUAUUUUCAUAUAUGCUAGACCUGUUUCCAACUUUCCUAUUGAUAAAUCCAUUUCUGUUUUUUAUAUAGUUAUCAGUCCCAUGCUGAACCCUUUAAUAUAUACCUUGAGAAAUUCAGAGAUUAAAAAAAAAAUUAAAAAGCUCUGGUGUAAAGUGUUCACUACAGGUAUAAUAAGAAAUUCUCUUCACUGA
This is a messenger RNA of Jaculus jaculus (lesser Egyptian jerboa), 945 nucleotides long. RefSeq names its product olfactory receptor 4A5-like. The record is from RefSeq and is a predicted model, not a curated record. NCBI's taxonomy places the organism in Eukaryota, Metazoa, Chordata, Mammalia, Rodentia, Dipodidae. Gene Ontology annotation, molecular function: olfactory receptor activity; G protein-coupled receptor activity. The transcript has 2 exons. The coding region runs from base 1 to 945 and encodes 314 amino acids. Gene Ontology annotation, cellular component: membrane. Gene Ontology annotation, biological process: G protein-coupled receptor signaling pathway.